CCGAAGGCCGUUGGACGCGCCUGCGCAACUCCUGGUGCUGCCUUCUGAGCGCGCUUGCCUCCCAGCGUCCUUAGCGCAGCUUUGCCGCCAGGAAACAGCUGAAGCGGUUUCCUGCUUCGCUUAGUCUUGGUCUCGGCCUUGGUUUAAACUGUUGCUGUGGGAUUUUAAAUUCAUCACCUCACGAUGCAGCGGGAGCCUGCUAAGAAGAAGCCCGAGAAGAAGGCGGAAAAGCGGCUGUUUGAUGCCGCGUCUUUCGGAAAAGACCUGCUGGCUGGUGGGGUCGCGGCGGCCGUAUCCAAGACGGCCGUGGCGCCCAUCGAGCGGGUGAAGCUGCUGUUGCAGGUGCAGGCGUCCUCCAAGCAGAUCAGCCCCGAAGCGCGGUACAAAGGCAUAGUGGACUGCCUGGUGCGGAUUCCCCACGAGCAGGGUUUCCUCAGUUUUUGGCGUGGCAAUCUGGCAAAUGUUAUCCGAUAUUUUCCAACACAAGCUCUAAACUUUGCUUUUAAGGACAAAUACAAACAACUGUUCAUGUCUGGAGUUAAUAAAGAGACACAGUUCUGGAGAUGGUUUUUGGCAAACCUGGCUUCUGGUGGAGCUGCUGGGGCCACAUCGUUGUGUGUAGUUUAUCCACUAGAUUUUGCCCGAACACGAUUAGGUGCCGAUAUUGGAAAAGGACCUGAACAGCGACAAUUCAAGGGUUUAGGUGACUGUAUUGUGAAAAUAGCAAAAUCAGAUGGAAUUGUUGGUUUAUACCAAGGAUUUGGUGUUUCAGUUCAGGGAAUCAUUGUGUACCGAGCCUCUUAUUUUGGAGCUUAUGACACAGUUAAGGGCUUAUUACCAAAACCAAAGGAAACCCCAUUUCUUGUAUCAUUUUUCAUUGCUCAAGUUGUGACUACAUGCUCUGGAAUACUCUCUUAUCCCUUUGACACAGUUAGAAGACGUAUGAUGAUGCAGAGUGGUGAGGCUGAACGGCAGUAUAAAGGAACCUUAGACUGCUUUGUGAAGAUAUACCGAAAUGAGGGAAUCAAUGCAUUUUUUCGUGGUGCCUUCUCCAACGUCCUUCGUGGCACAGGGGGUGCUUUGGUAUUGGUGUUAUAUGAUAAAAUUAAAGAAUUCCUUAAUAUUGAUAUUGGAGGUGGUUCAUCCGGAGAUUAAAUUGAAAAAUGGAUGCAUCUGACCUGUUAAACAUACCAAUUACAUGCUGCCAUUUGCAUACAUUUUGAUAGGAUGUUAUUACCAUCAGUGUAUCUUAAACUGCUACUUCUGCAAUAAAGCAUAAACUUUCUUCAAGGGCUUAAAUAUUUAAAAUCAGAUAAGUGUAUGUUUCCUUCCCACUUAAACUCACUGGAAUGAGACAUUUUACUUAUAAGUAGUGUAUGUUAUUUGUUUAAAAUUAUUUUCUUACAUUUGUUACAAAAAUUAAAUUAUAUAAUGCUGAAAUCUAUGAAAUGAAAGCAUAUUCUUUAAAAUUGCUAUUCAUUUAAUAUACCUGUUUUCCCAUCUUUUAAAAAUCAUACAGUGUAAGGAAUACUUCUUAAAAGUUUAUCAAGAGACGUCAUCAUUAUAUCUGUAGGAAUAAAAAAGCUUUUUUCCAAGACAACUCAGGUAUGAUAUAUGGUACUUACAGUGUCAUGUAGCUUUUCAUAAGCACAGAUAAUACAACUGAUCAUUAAAAUUUGAUAAUGGCUUUAGUGAUACAGUAAAACUGGUUGGAAAAUAACAUAAAAUGGCUUAUCUGCUAAUAUUUGUCUUUACAAUAAAGUCUUACCAAGUGUGAAUAUAUCUUGGAACAAAAAAUAUCCCCUAGAAAAUCAGUUUUUGUAUUCUAUAUUGACAAUAAAAGGAAGUUUAAAACUGU
Molecule: messenger RNA, 1858 nt
Organism: Chinchilla lanigera (long-tailed chinchilla)
Lineage: Eukaryota; Metazoa; Chordata; Mammalia; Rodentia; Chinchillidae
Gene: Slc25a31
Product: solute carrier family 25 (mitochondrial carrier; adenine nucleotide translocator), member 31
Exons: 6
Coding region: 184-1155 (323 amino acids)
Biological process (GO): mitochondrial ATP transmembrane transport; mitochondrial ADP transmembrane transport
Cellular component (GO): mitochondrial inner membrane
Molecular function (GO): ATP:ADP antiporter activity
Source: RefSeq, a predicted model, not a curated record